UUGUGCUCAAACCCUUCCCUAAUUCUGUGACCUCCUGGGAAGAGACUGUCCACGUCGACCUCUUCCCCAUGAAGCGCAAAUUGCGUCUCGGACGCCGGCUUUGCUAGUUUCGAGACAGCGCACUCAAUUCCAUCCCCCUUGAAUCAUAUGACAGGAUAGAAGUCCCAUCCCACUGUCGCUCUCGCUAAACAGGGCGGUGCAGCUCGCUCCGUUACCCGUCCAAUUAGCGAGCUCAGCGAUGCGGGAUUUGGCUUGAAUUGCAACGGGAGCUGCCAUACGGGAAUCACAGGCCUCAAUAGAGAACUGUGUGCGGACACCAGGCCAUCCCCGGCAGAAAAUGCGCUUGAGGAAAAGGAAUUAACUUUCACAAUUGCCGCCGAAUGCCACACCUCUGGAAGAUGGCACAAUAUGUAACUGCACACAAAGUGUGAACAGGCUGAUUUGCCAAAGAGUGGGAAAACAAGUUUAUUAGACAUGACUCUCACCACAGCACCAGUAUUUUUAUUGUGCAUGUGCAAUUUGAUACUGGGACAUUUACUGAGACAAACAAGAGUCCCAGUUAUACCCAACAAGCCGUUCAUAACUGUGUGGAAUGCUCCUACUGCUGCCUGCAAAUCAUCCUUUGGCAUUGACCUGAACCUGGACAUUUUCGAUAUAAUUUCAAACCAGAAUGACUCAUUCAUUGGGCAAAGCAUCACCAUCUUUUAUGAAAAUGAAUUGGGCCUUUACCCCCACUAUACUGAUGGUGGGGUAUCUGUAAAUGGGGGCACUCCCCAGAACUCCAGUUUGAAGUAUCAUCUCAUGAAGACCAAAGUAGAUGUGGAAAAACUUAUACCACUGGAAGAUUUUGAUGGGCUGUCUGUCAUUGACUGGGAAUCCUGGAGGCCCUUGUGGUCAAGGGACUGGGACUGGAAGGAUAUCUACCAUAGGAAAUCAAAACAGUUGGUCCGAAAGCGACAUCCUGAUUGGUCUGAGAAGCAAGUGGCAAAACAAGCCCAAAUUGAAUAUGAACAUGCAGCCAUGGGCUUUAUGGUACAGACCUUGAAGUUAUCGAAAAUUCUUAGGCCUUGGGGCUUAUGGGGCUAUUAUGGCUUUCCUUGUUGCUACAAUGACCUGUUUACCAAAAAUUACACUGGAAAGUGUCCAGGUAUUGAGAUGAAGAGGAAUGACCAGCUUGCUUGGCUCUGGAAGGAGAGUAGUGCUUUGUACCCAAGCAUUUACCUCAAUGACUGGCAUCGAAUAACCCAGAAUACACAGAGGUUUGUUCAUUAUCAAAUCAAAGAGGCCAUGCGUCAUGCUCAACGGGGAGUGAAUUACAGUUUGCCGGUCCUCCCGUACGCUCGGAUUGUAUAUGCCAACACCGUGGACUUCCUAACUGAGACUGACUUGGUUCACAGUAUCGGAGAAAGUGUUGCGAUGGGAGCUGCAGGAAUUGUUCUUUGGGGGAACAAGGAUUAUGCCCGCUCACAGGAAUCUUGUCUUGCUCUGAAAGAAUACAUCAGUGGACUGUUGGGUAAAUAUAUUGUUAACAUAACAAAUUCUGCAAUAAAAUGCAGUUUGGCUUUGUGUAACAACCACGGCAGAUGUGUGCGAUCAAGCAACAGGACUCAUACCUAUCUGCAUCUCAACCCAAAGUCCUUUUCCAUAAAGGUGAACCCUUCAAACAAAGGGCUGCCAUACAUCCUAUGGGGGCAGGAAACUGAAGAAGACGUGAAGGAGAUGGCCAAGAGUUUUCAGUGCCAGUGUUACAAUGGAUGGAUGGGGACACAUUGUGAGAUCAAAAGUGACAUAGUGUAACUGUUAACCUGGAUUUUAAUAAUUGGUCCAAUUUGCUCUUCCACCAAGUGAACAUAGGAGGGCACCAUCAAAAAGACACCAUUUUGUGGCACGUAUCUUAUCUGGAAAGUGAUAUAUCUUACUAAAAGGUGUUCCUUCAAAUUCAAACUGUUAGCAGCUGCUUCUGAAAAGCAUGAACCUAGUCAAUUGGAGCUUGUCUUGUCCCUUAUCAACAUUAUCCUCUUCUUUUCCAAGGAUCAUCACUUGUCAUAGUAGAAAAGUUUGUGAGUUCCUGAGAGUGAUACCUUCUGGAGCUUAGCUACUGGUAGGGUCACCCAUGGUGGUAAGGUCAAAGGGGAUGAUCUAGACAAAGAGUGGUCUAAUCAAACUCUCAAUGGUGGAGUUGGCUGAAGAUGUUGACACAUCACAAUGGGAGUGAAGACAGAGAAAGGUUGCAGCAGUGAAGGGUCCCCAGUCAUAAUGUGCCAUUUGACCCUGACAUCAAUCAGCCAAGGACUGUGUGGUGACUGCCCGUGCUAUCAGCCUCCCCACGUUAAACAAAGUCACGCAGAGGUAUUCUCCAUUCUGCGACAGCUCAAGUGAGCGCUGUACUAACAUCACUGGCAUUAAUAUUAGUGUUACUGCAGCUGACUGUCCAUAACUCUGAGAGCAUCUAUUUCUGCACUUUGAAGUAUUUAUGGUGAUCAUGAGCAGUGAUUUUGACUGGUUUAAUAAAAUAUAAUAAUACCACUUUUGCUAUCCUGCAGAGAGAAACUAAUCCAGUUAUGCCAGACAUUUCAAAGUACAUAUAUGUCACCAUCUACAACCCUGAGAUUUAUUUUCUUGUAGGAUUUCACAUAUAAACACAAUCAUAAUAAAUAAAUAAGGUGUAUUCAA
Molecule: messenger RNA, 2673 nt
Organism: Hypanus sabinus (Atlantic stingray)
Lineage: Eukaryota; Metazoa; Chordata; Chondrichthyes; Myliobatiformes; Dasyatidae
Product: hyaluronidase-1-like
Exons: 4
Coding region: 475-1797 (440 amino acids)
Biological process (GO): hyaluronan catabolic process; carbohydrate metabolic process
Molecular function (GO): hyalurononglucosaminidase activity
Source: RefSeq, a predicted model, not a curated record